Lodderomyces parapsilosis is the source of this 1263-nucleotide messenger RNA. It is a transcript of the gene IDP1, whose product is annotated as isocitrate dehydrogenase (NADP(+)). The transcript has a single exon. The record is from RefSeq and is a predicted model, not a curated record. Bases 1 to 1263 code for a protein of 420 amino acids. Gene Ontology annotation, cellular component: mitochondrion. Gene Ontology annotation, molecular function: NAD binding; isocitrate dehydrogenase (NADP+) activity; magnesium ion binding. Lineage: Eukaryota; Fungi; Ascomycota; Pichiomycetes; Serinales; Debaryomycetaceae. Gene Ontology annotation, biological process: isocitrate metabolic process.
AUGUUGCUGAACCAUCUUCGUUCAUUCUCCACUUCAUCAGCAACCUUGUCCAACAAGAUCAAAGUCAAAAAUCCAAUUGUUGAGAUGGAUGGUGAUGAAAUGACGAGAAUCAUAUGGCACAAGAUCAAAGAAGACUUGAUCCAUCCCUAUUUGGAUGUCGAUUUGAAAUAUUACGAUUUAGGGAUCGAAAAUCGUGAUGCUACUAGUGAUCAAGUGACUAUUGAUGCUGCUCAUGCAAUUCAAAAAUAUGGGGUAGGUGUCAAAUGUGCCACCAUAACACCUGACGAAGCCAGAGUUAAAGAGUUUGGGUUAAAGAAAAUGUGGGUAUCACCAAAUGGUACAAUUAGAAAUAUUUUGAAUGGUACUGUUUUCAGAGAAAGUAUUAUCAUCCCCAGUGUACCUCGUUUUGUUCCUGGAUGGAAAAAGCCAAUUGUUAUUGGAAGACAUGCUUUUGGAGAUCAAUAUAAGGCCACCGACUUGGUUAUUAAAGAACCGGGUACUUUAGAAUUGAGAUUCACACCAGAUAAUGGUGGUGAAGCUCAAGUUCACAAGGUAUAUCAAUACACCAGUCCUGGUGUUGGAUUGGCCAUGUACAACACUGAUGAAUCAAUUAAUGGAUUUGCCCAUGCAUCUUUCAGAAUGGCAUUAAGUAAGAACUUGCCUUUAUACAUGUCAACUAAAAACACCAUUUUGAAAAAGUACGACGGUAGGUUUAAAGAUAUCUUCCAAGAAAUUUACGAUAAGGAAUACAAGGAGCAAUUUGAGAAACAAGGGUUGUGGUAUGAGCAUAGAUUAAUCGAUGAUAUGGUUGCCCAAAUGAUUAAAUCACAAGGUGGUUUUGUUAUGGCUUUGAAGAAUUAUGACGGAGAUGUUCAAUCUGACAUUGUUGCUCAAGGUUUUGGAUCACUCGGUUUAAUGACAUCAGUUUUGGUUACUCCGGAUGGAUCGGCUUUUGAAUCAGAAGCUGCUCAUGGAACGGUCACCAGACAUUUCAGAUUACACCAACAAGGUAAGGAGACUUCAACCAACUCAAUUGCAUCUAUAUAUGCUUGGACCAGAGGUCUUGCUCAAAGAGGUAGAUUGGACAAUACUCCGGAAGUUAUCGACUUUGCUGACAAGUUGGAGAAAUCUACAAUUGAUACUGUACAAGUUGAUGGAAUCAUGACUAAAGAUUUGGCCUUGACUAUGGGCAAAACUGAUAGAUCUAGUUAUGUAACCACUUUUGAAUUCUUGGAUGCAGUUGCAGACAGGUUGAAGAAAUAG